AUGGCCUCUUCCAAGGACCUUCCUCCCUUGACGGAGAGCUACAUGAGGAUCUUCUUCAAGUCUCAAUUCUGCACCAAACCUCCACAAUUUCCGGACGGGACCAAUCUCUCCGGCAAAGUCGCGAUCGUCACAGGAUCCAAUAUUGGUCUUGGAUUCGAGGCCGCCUGCCAACUGCUGUCUUUCAACCUCUCUGACCUGGUCCUCGCCGUCCGGACCGUUCAAAAGGGCCAAGGGGCAGCUGCCAGGCUGUCCAAACAGUAUCCGAAAGCAAUCAUCAAGGUCUGGCCCUUGGAUAUGUCUUCGUACCAGUCCGUUGAAGCUUUUGCCAAACGGGCGGGAAGCGAACUGACCCGUUUGGACUUGGUCAUUCUCAACGCCGGGGUGGGCAACCCUCACCUCGAAGUGAACGCGAGUACGGGACACGAAGCAAUGAUGCAGGUCAAUUACCUUUCGACGAUACUCCUUGCCAUCCUCCUCCUACCGGUUCUGAAACAGAAAUCUCCGCCCAACGUCCCAGGUCGUCUCUCGAUUGUAAGCUCUGGGCUGGCUCUUGUUGCGAAGAUUCCACCAAGUGAGCAAGGAGUUUUCAAGGCUCUCGACGAGCCCGACAAGUUCAAUCCCAUGACCAAUUAUUCCGUCUCCAAGCUCCUCGCGCAUAUGUUCCUAUACCAGCUUCAGGACAAGGUCUCGGCCAACGACGUGGUUGUGAACCUGGUGGACCCUGGCUAUGUCAAAGGAACCCAGCUUGCGCGUCAAGUCACUGGGAUCGGAGCGGUGGUUACCUGGCUCUUGGGUGCGGCGACAGGCAGAAGUACAGCACGUGGCGCGUCGACGUAUCUUGACGCCGUAAUCUCGAAGGGCAAAGAGUCCCAUGGGUGUUACCUCGCAGACUGGCAAAUCCGGCCAUUCGCCCCAGUCUUGUACACCCCGCAUGGCAAACAGCUAAUCGAGCAAGUGUGGAGAGAGACACUGGAAGAGUUUGACUUCGUCGAUGCCCGAGGCAUACUGGAUUCGAUGAAGAACAGGGAGUAA
Messenger RNA from Fonsecaea multimorphosa CBS 102226, 1032 nucleotides. RefSeq lists its product as uncharacterized. The transcript is spliced from 3 exons. Bases 1 to 1032 code for a protein of 343 amino acids. The record is from RefSeq and is a predicted model, not a curated record. NCBI's taxonomy places the organism in Eukaryota, Fungi, Ascomycota, Eurotiomycetes, Chaetothyriales, Herpotrichiellaceae.